AUAUUGGCUGUUGUCCUGUGAGGGGAGCGGCGGCGGCGGCGGCGGCGGCGGCGGCGGCGGCGGCGGCGGAGGCGCGAGAGGAGCCAGCGAGCGGGGGAGCGGCGCAAGAGGCAGCAUGACUCGGAGGCGGAGCAGGCCAAGCGGCGGCGCGGGCCGGCGGGAGCGGGCGCGGGCCGCGGGGCUGCAGAAGCCCCAGGCGCCCGAGCCGCAGCCGCCGCCGCCGAGCCUGGAAGCGGGAGCCGGUGCAGGGCCCCCGGAGGUGCCCGCCGAGCUGGAUUGCGACGGUCCCCGAGAGGAAGAAGAGCCCAAGCUGGCUCCAGGCCCUCAGGUAGGAUCGAGCAAAACGACUCCGACUGCCGGGCUGCUUACACCUCCCCAGAGCGGGAGCGGGAGUGGGGCGGGAGUGGGCAUGGACCAUACUGUGGGUCUGGGACCAAAUCCCAAGUCCGGGGCAGAUGCUUUCAACCCGCUUGCCGGGAGUGGAAGCUGGACCCCUCUCCAAAGCCAAAGCUCAGCCAACCCUCUUGCGACCCUUGUAAAGCUACCCGUUCAGGCCCUGCUCCGGAGCUAAAUCUUCUGACCAUUUAUGCUCUCUGGGACUCGCUCAGGUCCCGAGACCACCGCUUAGUUCUCUGCCCUCCACUUCCCUUUGGAGCCACCUGAUUCCCCCCUAUCCCCUAGCCCCUAAAAGACCAUCAUCUCAGGGCGCUGGAACCUGCAAGGCUGCAGCCUCUGUGCGCCCCUCCACCCCCGCCCCCAGCAGCUUCAUCCCUUCCCCUGCACGGUCUGCAGCCGCUACCCUCAACAGCUGUACCUCUCUGCAUCUGCCUUCCGGGACCUCUCUCCUUUCCCUACCCAGCAGAACAGUUGGCGGCCCCAAAGACUGUUAGAAUAACUCCACUAAAGAGGAAACCCUUGUUCUCCUCCUAUCUCCUGUCCCAUAAGGAGCCCCCACUCCCACCUCCAACCCCCGCCAGUCCACUAGUUUGGUGAAUCCUGCGAGACUAAGAGUAUUUGGGAGGAUUCUCGGAAGCUUCCAGCUUGCCACCUGGAAGGUCACUUUCUUUUGAGCAAAAAGGAGCAAACAGGAGAGGCGGGGGUGGCGUGGGCCACAGUUGCUCAGGGAGGGUUGUGGCACCCGGGGCUGGGUGGCUCACCCUAAGCUUGCUCUGACAAAAGAGUUUUGAGUUGGUUUUUUGGCUGAGCCUGCCAAGGAAGGCAGGCCCCUGCAGGAGUCUUGGAGGGUCGGAUGCAGCGCCCGGAUGAGGACGAGGCGUGGCGGAAGAUGCGUUUGGCUCUGCAGACACUGCAUCGGGCAGCAGGGGACUCUGGGAGGCUGGUGCAGCCUGAAGGCAUGGCUCUUGACAGCCUUCUAGUAGAAUCUCUGGAAUUGUGCAUGGCAGAAGAGGAAAGAAACUAACGGGUAUUGAGCACCUACUGUGUGCCAGACCCAGGCCAGGUUCCCCCUACCUCCAGCCAGUCUGUACAGACUUGUUGCCUGCUGUGUCACCGUGAGCGCAAAGGCUGGGAAGAAGGCCCUUCACAAAAUGGACUGGUGUUGCAGGGUGAGAAGCUGCCCCCUGACUUCAUGCCAAAGCUCGUCAAGAAUCUCCUAGGCGAGAUGCCUCUGUGGGUCUGCCAGAGCUGCCGAAAGAGCAUGGAGGAGGAGGAGAGGCAGACAGGUGGAGACCAUGCAGUGGCGAUCUCCUUGUCACACACAUCCUGCAAAUCACAGUCUUGUGGGGGUGACUCUCAUUCAUCCUCGUCCUCUUCAUCAUCCUCAUCUUCCUCCUCCUCUUCCUGCCAUGGGAACUCAGGGGACUGGGAUCCCAGCUCGUUCCUGUCAGCACAUAAGCUCUCAGGCCUCUGGAACUCCCCACACUCCAGCGGGGCUGUGCCAGGCAGCUCGCUUGGGAGUCCUCCUGCCAUCCUUGGUGAGGCUUUCCCUGUCUCGGAGCACCACCAGCACUCAGACCUUACUGCUCCCCCUAACAGCCCCACUGGUCCUCCCCCCCACCCAGCAUCUCUGAUUCCUUCUCACCCUGGUUCCUUCAGCUCGGCGUCCUACCCACCCCCGCUGCCCACCACCCCAGUGGCACCUUUCCCCGCUCAGGCUUCAGAGUGCCCUAUGGCUGCUGCCACUGCCACCCACCCCUCGGGGCCAUGUCAGAGCCCUCAUCCGCCCUCCACCAGCAUGCCACUCCUGAAGAUGCCUCCACCACUCUCGGGGUGCAGCCACCCCUGCAGCGGGCACUGCAGCGGGCACUGUGGUGGUCCUCUUCUCCCACCACCGAGCUCUCAGCCGCUCCCUAGCACUCACAGCAGGGACCCUGGGUGCAAGGGGCACAAAUUUGCACACAGUGGCCUGGCCUGUGAGGCAGAUGAGGGUCUGGGCGAGGAAGAGGAUAGCAGCUCUGAGCGCAGCUCUUGCACCUCGUCCUCCACCCACCCCCGCGAUGGGAAGUUCUGUGACUGCUGCUACUGUGAGUUCUUCGGCCACAAUGCGAGGUGACAAAAUUGAGGUUCGCAAAGACUGAGUGACUCACCCAAGGUCAUACAGCUUCCAAGUGAUGAAACCCAGGCUCAAACCUGCUUCCCUGGCUCCCCAGUCCUUGGUCACCAAGCUCUGCCCUCAUCUUCAUACCUACCACUGCUUCAGCUCAGAGUCUACUGAGGAUGAAGCCAUUUGGCCUUGGUGGCUGAUGCUAGAGAGAAUGAUUAUCUGGCUUCUCACCACAUACAUGGUGCCAGCGGGUGGGAGUGCCAUGGGCCUCCCAGGCCCAGGGUGUAAUGUCAGCACCUCCCCCUCCCCCAGCCACUCGCUGCCCCGACGAGCCGGAAUUAUACUGAGAUCCGGGAGAAGCUCCGCUCAAGGCUGACCAGGCGGAAAGAGGAGCUGCCCAUGAAGGGGGGCACCCUGGGCGGGAUCCCUGGGGAGCCUGCGGUGGACCACCGAGAUGUGGAUGAGCUGCUGGAAUUCAUCAACAGCACGGAGCCCAAAGUCCCCAACAGCGCCAGGGCUGCCAAGCGGGCCCGGCACAAGCUGAAAAAGAAGGAAAAAGAGAAGGCUCGGUUGGCCACAGAAGCUCUGAAGCAGGUGAAUCGUGUUUCUGGAAGCCAGGAGCCAAGGCCUGCCAGGGAGAGGCUCCUAGAGUGGCCUGACCAGGAACUGGACCGCGUCAAUAGCUUCUUGAGCAGCCGCUUGCAGGAGAUCAAGAGCACUGUCAAGGACUCCCUCUGUGCCAGCCUGAGUAUGUGUGAGCUCAGCGUGGAGAGCAGUGGGUUUAAGGAGGGGACUGUGGAAGCUCAGACCCUCACUCCUUCAGACCUCAGUGGCUCCUCUCAGAAACGGCCUGACAUCAACCUUGACCUGUCCCCUUUGACCUUGGGUUCCCCUCAGAGCCACACGUUACAAGCCCCAAGUGAACCAGUCCCACCUUGGGCAGAAAGGAGAGACCCUCACCCACCACCAUGGACAGAGGUGAGGGGCCCACCUCCUGGUAUCCCUGAGAAUGGGCUUGUGAGAAGACUCAACACUGUGCCCAACCUGUCCAGGGUGAUCUGGGUCAAGACACCCAAGCCAGGCAACCCAAGCUCUGAGGAAAGUUCAAAGGAAGUUCCCAGUUGCAAACAGGAAUUAUCUGAGCCUGUGGCCACAGGUGGAAAGCCAAAAAAGAGCAAGAGACAGGGAAGUCAAGCAAAGAAGACUUUGGCAAGUCCAGCCCCCUGGUCACCAGCCAAUCUAGAGGCUUCCGGUGCCAAGAGCCAGGUAUCUAGCCCCAAGCAGCCCAGCAAGGGCUCAGAGCCUGCCAAAGUGGGCAGUGGUGCAGAACCUGGAGAGGGCAGUCCGGGGAGCCGGCCAGGACCAAUUCAGGCUGACAGCCCCAAAACUGACAAGAAGGGUAGUUCCUGGCAGAAUUGGCCAGGUGGGGCCAAGGCACGGACUCUGGAGCAGGAAUCUGAGCAGACCCCUGGUCCAGCAAGGCCACAGAGCUUGUCCCAAGGCAAGGGCCGCAGCCGCCGGAGCCGAAACAAGCAGGAGAAGUCAGCCUCCUCCUUGGACGAUGUGUUCCUGCCCAAAGACUUGGAUGGGGUGGAGAUGGAUGAGACAGACCGAGAGGUGGAGUACUUCAAGAGGUUCUGUUUGGAUUCUGCAAAGCAAACUCGUCAGAAAGUUGCUGUGAACUGGACCAACUUCAGCCUCAAGAAAACCACUCCUAGCACAGCUCAGUGAGCCCUGCCCAGGUUGACGUCUCCAGGUCACCUCAAGGCCGCAGCUCAAGCUGCAGAUGUAGUUCUGACGUGCCCUGCCACCUGUCUUGACCUGUCCUGCUCCCACCACCCUGACCAACCAAAAGCUGAAUGGACGCCAUGCUGUGCUGGGGCCUGUGAGGACCUCGGCAAAGCCACUUCCUGGUGCUACGCUGCCUGCACUCAGAGCCCGGGGCUGGGCUGGCCUGUGAGCCAAGGACUGGUGGGACUGCUGGGCUGGCCUGUGAGCAAGGGCUGGUGGGACUGCUGGCCCAAACCUGCUCUCUUUGUGUUUGGUUUCUGUUUUGUUUUUUUAAUUCUUUACUUUUGAUACUGUGAAUAUCUUUCAUGGGGAGAGAUAAAGCAACAUUUGGACACAGA
Molecule: messenger RNA, 4632 nt
Organism: Mus musculus (house mouse)
Lineage: Eukaryota; Metazoa; Chordata; Mammalia; Rodentia; Muridae
Gene: Fam193b
Product: family with sequence similarity 193, member B
Exons: 11
Coding region: 2903-4234 (443 amino acids)
Cellular component (GO): cytoplasm; nucleus
Source: RefSeq, marked validated